This is a messenger RNA of Calypte anna (Anna's hummingbird), 873 nucleotides long. It is a transcript of the gene C14H16orf91, whose product is annotated as chromosome 14 C16orf91 homolog. Lineage: Eukaryota; Metazoa; Chordata; Aves; Apodiformes; Trochilidae. The coding region runs from base 33 to 392 and encodes 119 amino acids. The record is from RefSeq and is a predicted model, not a curated record. The transcript is spliced from 2 exons.
CUUCCGGUUCCGGUUGUUGGCGGCUCGGUAGGAUGAGCGGGGCUCUGGGCCGCUGGCGGGCGGGGCGGUGGCUGUGCCCACCGGUUCCGCGGCGGUGGCUGGCGCGGCGGGGCCCCGAGGGCGCGGAUCCGGAGGGGGGCCAUCCCCUUCUCCGGCAGCAAGGCCAGCCCGCGGGUGUGGAGUGUCCGCCGUUCCAUGGGAGCGACCACGAGCGGCCCUGGGGGAAGGUGCUGCCCCUCAGCUUGCUGGGCACCGGGCUCCUGCUCUGGUGCCUGUUCCGGGAGAGAACGGAGAUUGAUGAGCGGCUGGAAGCGGCGUUCUCCGGUCAGAUGGCUGACUCAGGUUCUGCCCCAGAGGACAAUGCUCUCGUGCAGCUGCAGACGGGGAAAUGAGGGGAGCGCGGCUGCAGUAAGGUUGCUGGCAUUCACCUGGUUAAAAUCUGUACCAACACUUGAAUGGGAAAAUUGUUUUUCCAGCCUAUCGGCAGCUUUAUCUUGCAAGCUUGAUUCCUUCAUGUGUUGUGCCGUUUUCUGUGCUGUAAUUGACUGCCGCAAGGAGUAGCUUCCUGAACUGAACGUUAGGGGUGGACAGGAUGUAUUGCAAAUCAAUUUAUAUCUGAAGAUACGUUUUAUACAACUCCUCUCUUACACGGAUUAUUUUUCUUACAGACGCAGUUUAUUAAAAUAUCAAAGUUAUAAGUCUGUUAAAUGGCUGCUGAACAUGACCUUCACUUGACAUUUUGCUAAUUAUUUGCUGUCAUUUGCUGGAGUUCACCUUAUUUUGAAGACAGAUGUUAAAUGUAUUCCUUAAUAUGUUAUUCUUUGUGUUUUUUUUUAAAUUCUAAAUAACGUAGAAAUAACCUUCAACCCUUAA